UUUUAAAGUUGCCUUAACCCGCAACUACAAUUCCAAUUAUUACAAUUUACAAAGCAUCAUUUAUUUAUUUAUUUAUUUAUUUCUCUAAUUUGUUAUUAUCCUGUUCAUAUUAAGUUAUUAACUUAAGACCCAUAGAGGAAAAGACACACAAGUACACAGCAUAGUCAAGCUUCGAAUUGUUGAAUGUGGAAGGAGGAGAAGGAGAAGGAGGGUGUUGCGCCACGAACACAUGAAUUAGAAAAGAAGCAGCUGCAGCAACUUUUCUUGUUCAAUACCCAUCAAAUGCAAAUACAAAGACACUCUCUUUUUUAAUUACUACUGUUUUAUGUUCCUUUCUUCCUUCUGAAUCUGACCAACCAGUAGGACUCCUUCAAAGGGAUUUUGAGUAUUGUUUGAAUUGCUGGAGACCUGAGAGUGAAAACUAACUCCACAAUCCAUGGAUAAAGAUGCUAGGGUGGAAGAGACUGUUGAUUUGCGAACCAAUGUGGAGUUGGUGAGAUCAGUCUCUGAUAAGCAUCAUGAUCUUUUAAGGCCAUCUGCUCGGAACUAUUCAAGAGGACAAUCAACAGAUACAACUGGCCGUGGAAAGGGAAAGUAUGCCUUAAUUAGAGACCCAGAGGACUUCCAAAUGGGAGUUUAUGAUAAGCCCCUUCCAUGUUUUGGAUGUGGAAUCGGAUGGUUCUCAUUUCUUUUUGGAUUUCUAUGCCCUCCUAUGUGGUUCUAUGCUACAAUUCUCUAUUUUGGAAAUCACUAUCGGAAGGAUCCUAGGGAGCGAGCAGGGCUGGGAGCCUCUGCAAUUGCUGCAUUAGUGUGUUCUGUAACGUCGCUGAUAAUUGGAGUAAUUCUUGUGUUGCGGUACCUCUAUUUCUAAUUCACGUGCAAAGGUGAAAAUUGAGAAGCAAAAGCAUUUGGAAUCAAUUCUGGCGGGAUAUUAGAAACAAUUGGACAUAUGUAUAUAAGAACUUCAAAUAGAUGGGAAAAGGCUUGCAUAUAUUGCUGGUGAAGUAAUUCACAGCAUGAAAUCUGUCGUCUAUACCAUAAGUUGAGAGAAGAUAAUGCGUCAUAUCCCUUAUUUGUUUAUUUUCUGAACUGAUGUAUACUCAAAAAGAAACCUUUUGAUGAGUGUUUAUGAAUUUCCCAAAAUCACUAUUAAUUUUAUUUUAUUUUUA
Glycine soja is the source of this 1169-nucleotide messenger RNA. RefSeq lists its product as uncharacterized. The record is from RefSeq and is a predicted model, not a curated record. Lineage: Eukaryota; Viridiplantae; Streptophyta; Magnoliopsida; Fabales; Fabaceae. The coding region runs from base 437 to 871 and encodes 144 amino acids. The transcript is spliced from 6 exons.